AUAUCACAGUCUUGUGUCACGUGACGUACAAAAUGGCAGCGCCCAUGUUCAAUUUCAAUGUUGGUGUUUUGGGACACGUUGACAGCGGUAAAACUAGCUUGUCAAAAACUCUCAGUACCACAGCUAGUACUGCAAGCUUUGACAAGAACCCGCAGAGCAAAGAACGUGGGAUAACUCUUGAUCUUGGCUUCUCUUCAUUCCAAGUGGAUCUCCCCACCCACCUGGUUCGUGAAGGGGAGCAAGGAGUUGUGCAAUACACUCUAGUAGAUUGCCCAGGACACGCUUCCUUAAUAAAAACAAUAAUUGGAGGUGCCCAGAUUAUUGAUCUUAUGCUUCUAGUUGUUGAUGUUGUGAAAGGAUUACAAACACAAACUGCUGAAUGUCUCGUGAUUGGUGAAAUUACCUGCAACAAAAUGAUUGUUGUCCUUAAUAAAGUGGAUCUUUUACCGCCGGAAAAGAAGGACUCUAUGAUAGACAAGAUGAAGAAGAAAAUGUUAAAGACCCUAGAGAGUACAAGAUUUGCUGGAAGUCCUAUAGUAGCUGUGGCUGCUAAACCAGGGGGUCCUGAGUCUCCGGAAACAGAAAGUAUAGGUCUAACAGAUCUGAUAGACACCCUCAAGUCCAACACGUAUAUACCUCAGCGUGAUGUCCAGGGUCCGUUCAUCUUUUCAGUAGACCACUGUUUCAGUAUUAGAGGUCAGGGGACUGUGAUGACUGGGACAGCCCUCAGUGGGAGUGUGUCGGUCAAUGAUACUAUAGAGAUUCCAGCAAUGAAAGUAACAAAGAAAGUCAAGUCAAUGCAGAUGUUUAGGAAACCAGUAGAAAAAGUGGUUCAGGGUGACAGAGCUGGUAUCUGUGUGACCCAGUUUGACCCAAAGUUGCUGGAAAGAGGGACCAUUUGUACCCCUGGAGCUCUACCAACCAUAGAAGCUGCAGUUAUUUCUGUUCAAAAGAUACCUUAUUACAAAGGCAGUAUCACCUCAAAAGCAAAGUUUCAUAUUACGACGGGUCAUGAUACUGUGAUGGGACGAUUGACAUUCUUUGGUCUCUAUGACAAAAAAGAGUUAGAGUCGCUAGAAAGUCAGACUGCUCAAAUAAAAAUCAGCGAUGAAAACUCCCUUGAUCUUUCAAAGGAAUAUCUGUACCAGGAGGAAUUGAUUUCGAAAAGCUCUAAAAAUAAAGGUGAUUCAGCCGAGGGCGGAGACGAUAAUAAAAUACCUGUAAGACAGUAUGCUCUAGUCCAGUUUGAGAAACCGGUCACAUGUCAAAAUUCAGCGUUAGUGAUUGGUUCAAAACUCGAUACAGAUAUUCAUGCAAACAUUUGUCGGAUAGCGUUCCAUGGAAAACUGCUCUUGGGAAUGUCCGACCCAAAAUAUGUGGAAACUGUGUUACCAAAGAUAAAAGUUUACAAGACAAAAGUGAAAGAAGGAUUAGUAGAGCGGGUGAUGGAUGAAUACACUGUGAUAGGGAAGAACAUGUUCAAGAAAGAGACAAAUAUAGCUACGUUCACCAAUCUCAAGAUCAUGUUGUCGACGGGUGAGGCGGGAGUGAUAGAGGGAGGAUUUGGGCAGAGCGGAAAAAUAAAAAUAAGAAUCCCAGGUGGACUGCCAGCAGAAACUGUGAAGAGAUAUUCUGGUGGGAAGAAGAAGUCAAAGGGAAAAGGAAAUGAAGAGUCGGCCAAUCAGGAUGAAGAUACAUCUGACAGAGAACCAAUCAAAAUUCUUCUUACAUUUAAAAGAUACAUUUAUGAUCCAGAGAAGAAAAUGAAACAAACCUGAUGAAGGCCAGCAAUAAAUGCAUUGAAAAGUCAUUUCAGUGCCAUUCUUCCAUCAGAAAGCAUAGCAAAUUCACAGACCAGAAUUUCCCUUUAUACUUCUACACUUGAAACAAAUGUUCUAACGCUUGUUAAUUUGCCAAUAUUUUAGAUAAUCAAUUUUUUUUUAAAUUAGGCAUAUUUGAAGGGAGAUAUGUUGUUAAUGCUAUUGGAAAAUUAAAAAAAAUAUGCCAGCAUCUGAUUUUAUUCAUUACCUCAUUUCAACCUUUGUCCCAUUUUUUCGAGCCCACUUGCAGUGAGCUUGAUUUAGUUGUCACUUUUGGAGGGUCAGUGCAUGUGCGUGCGUCCGUGCAUCCAUCUGGACCGUAACUUUGACAUGUAUGGACCAAUCUUGUUUAUAUUUGGCAUGAAUGUUGGAGUGUCAUGCGUAAACGCCAUGUUCCUAUGUCAAAGGUCAAUGUCACAGUUGGAGGUCGAAGGUCAAAUUGAAGUUUGUCUGGAGCAUUUCUUCUUCUUGUAUGGUGGAAUCUUGAUGUAACGUGGCGUGAAUGUUCACAGAUAUGAGACAGAGUGUCUUGCACAAGAACCAGGCCCCAAUUUCACAAAAAAACUUAUAAUAAGUAUUUGCAUAAAUAAGUCUGUUAUUUCAAGUGCUUCUUUUUGCCCUUUAUAUGUUUUCAAUCUUGACUUUUUCAUCUGUAACAGGACAGUAUAUGACUGUUUCAUAGAUCAAAACACAACAAUUCUGAAUUUUACUUAAAACUAAGUAUAGAAAUAAGAAAUACGCUAAAGCAAAUACUUAAGUUCAUUAUAGAAGUAUCAUAUUUGCACGACCAAAUAAGUAUUGUGGACAGAUACUACUAACCAUAGUAUAAGUUAUCUAUAAACACAUUGUUAUAGAAAAAAAUCAACAUUAAAUAACAAUAACUUAAGCAAUAGCACGAUUUUUAAAUAACAGACUUUACUAAGUAAUUACUUAAGUUUUUUCGUGAUAUUGGGGCCAGGUCCCAAGGUGUAAGGUCAUUGUCUUGUCAUAUCUAGGUAGAGCAUUAAUUUAAUUUGAUUUUUAACCAUAUUCUGAUGAAAUAUCAAUACAUGUUUUUGUUGAUAAAAUGUGUGUAAAGAAAGUUUGUUCUGGUGAAGCAGACUGCUGUCUUAUAUGACUUGGAUUUAAAUGACAACAUGAGGGCUGUAGUGGAUUAAGUUGCUCACCUAAAAUUGACUGUUUUACAUUUAUGUAUCACACACUGAAUUCUGAAUGGUAGCAACACCACAGUGUUUAGUACAGAAACAAAAAUCUUGAAACAGAUUAUUAGCAUGAUUAGUGCACCAAUUUGAAUAAAUUUGAGAGAGGUCCUUACAAGGCUGCUUUGAUGAAACUAAAUAAAGAUCCACAAGAAAAUGUCAUUUCAAUAUAUUUCUGUUUUCAGCUAAAAUGUUCCCUAAAAAUGGGUCAAGCGCACUCAUUUGAAGAAAUUUAACAGAGGACUUUAUUAGAAAUCUACAGGCCAACUUUGAUGAAGGUCCAUCAGGUGGUUAAUAAACAGAAGUUUUUUCAAAAGCCAACGACCCCUUUUAGUGUCAGAGUGCAGCCAUAAUAAUUUUGCAGAAUACCUUAUUAUUAUCCUACAGACAACAUUAAAUUUCUAAUAAUGAUGCGUCAAGCAUUUCAUGAAACAAUACUUGUUUUAUGUAUUUGAGCCGCGCCAUGAAAAAACCAACAUAGUGCAUUUGCGACCAGCAUUGACCCAGACCAGCCUGCACAUCAACACGGUCCGGUCAGGAUAUAUGCUGUUCGCUUUCAACAUUGCUGUUCGCAGAUGCACAGGCUGGUCUGGAUCCAUGCUGGUCGCAAAUGCACCAUGUUGGUUUUCUCAUAGUGCAGCUCAUUUUCUUUUUUAAGCUCUUCUGUGAAAAAAAUUUGGAGAAUAUUUUUUUAUAUACAUGUUAGAAUUAUGCUAUGAACUAAGUUUAAUGGAGAUUAAUCAGAGGUUCAUGAAAGUUUUUUUUUUUAUAUUAUUUGUUCUAAUAGCCCCUAAAAGGGAUCAAGUGCAUUCAUUCGAACAACUUUGAGAGAGGAACUUGUAAUGUUGCUACAGGCCAUGCUUGGUGUAAAUCUUACCAGUAGUUUUAGAGGAGAUGUUGAUGUAAAUUAUGGAUACUGUACAGUCCACUUAUUCUAAUAGCUGACACUGAGCCUUUGGAAAUGACCAGUUGGAAUGAACUUUCCUUACAUCCAUUUGUCAUUCUCUUGUUUUGUGAAAGAAAACUUUUUUGUUUAUUUUUUGUGACUUUGGAAGAGGUUAUAAAAUGAAUGAAAUUAUGUCUGUGCAUUUUUAAAAAUUUCUGUUUUUUUUUCACAGUAUAAUAUUCCUAAGAAUGUGACAAAAUUGUGUUAGAAAAUAUGUUAUGUUUGUUUUUAAUGUUUGUUUCAGAAAGUCUAAGUUUUAAGUUGGAUAUCAAAGCUGAUAUACCUGUGUAAUUGUUGAAAUAUAUAUUUUAUUGUGUACUGUACAAAGUAUAGCUGAAUUACUUUUAUUUUGUGUCAGAUUUCUGUAGCGAGUCUGAAACUUUUGACAGUUUACUGCGUAUUUUCCUGACUAAAAUAGUUCUGUUUUAGGUAAAAAAAAUCUUAAAAUGUUUUGAAUCACCUUUAAAAUUUAUUUUAUUGCAGUCACAAACUGAAAGAAGGCUUUUCUAAAUUCCAAAUAAUUUUACAUUAGUCUGGAUUGCUUGCUUUAAUGACCAAAGAGAAAAUGUCGUUUAAUCGAGUGCUUCUUGGUGUUGGUGUUAUUUUUGUCUUUAAAAAUCUAGAAAUCAUGUGUUUUUAGCUCACCUGUCACAACAUGACAAGGUGAGCUUUUGUGAUCGCGCUGUGUCCGUCGUCCGUCCGUGCGUCUGUAAACUUUUGCUUGUGACCACUCUAGAGGUCACAUUUUUCAUGGGAUCUUUAUGAAAGUUGGUCAGAAUGUUCAUCUUGAUGAUAUCUAGGUCAAGUUCGAAACUGGGUCACGUGCCAUCAAAAACUAGGUCAGUAGGUCUAAAAAUAGAAAAACCUUGUGACCUCUCUAGAGGCCAUAUAUUUCAUAAGAUCUUCAUGAAAAUUGGUCAGAAUGUUCACCUUGAUGAUAUCUAGGUCAGAUUCGAAACUGGGUCACGUGGGUUCAAAAACUAGGUCAGUAGGUCUAAAAAUAGAAAAACCUUGUGACCUCUCUAGAGGCCAUAUUUUUCAUGAGAUCUUCAUGAAUAUUGGUCAGAAUGUUUACCUUGAUGAUAUCUAGGUCAAGUUCGAAACUGGGUCACGUAGGGUCAAAAACUAGGUCAGUAGGUCUAAAAAUAGAAAAUCCUUGUGACCUCUCUAGAGGCCAUAUUUCUCAAUGGAUCUUCAUGAAAAUUGGUCAGAAUGUUCAUCUUGAUGAUAUCUAGGUCAAGUUCGAAACUGGGCACGUGGGGUUAAAAACUAGGUCAGUAGAUCUAAAAAUAGAAAAACCUUGUGACCUCUCUAGAGGCGAUAUUUUUCAAUGGAUCUUCAUGAAAAUUGGUCAGAGUGUUUACCUUGAAGAUAUCUAGGUCAAGUUCGAAACUGGGCACGUGGGGUUAAAAACUAGGUCAGUAGAUCUAAAAAUAGAAAAACCUUGUGACCUCUCUAGAGGCCAUAUUUUUCAUGAGAUCUUCAUGAAUAUUGGUCAGAAUGUUCACCUUGAUGAUACCUAAGUAAAGUUCGAAACUGGGUCACGUGGGGUCAAAAACUAGGUCAGUAGGUCUAAAAAUAGAAAAAACCUUGUGACCUCUCUAGAGGCCAUAUUUCUCAACGGUUCUUCAUGAAAAUUGGUGAGAAUGUUCACCUUGAUAUUUAGGUCAGGUUCGUAACUGGGUCAUGUGCGGUCAAAAACUAGGUCAGUAGGUCGAAAAAUUGAAAAACCUUGUGACCUCUCUAGAGGCCAUAUUUUUCACGAGAUCUUCAUGAAAAUUGGUGAGAAUGUUCACCUUGAUGAUAUCUAGGUCAAGUUUAAAAGUGGGUCACGUGCCUUCAAAAACUAGGUCAUUAGGUCAAAUAAUAGAAAAACCUUGUGACCUCUCUAGAGGCCAUUUUUUUCAAUGGAUCUUCAUGAAAAUUGGUCAGUUUUUUUUUUCUUGAUGAUAUCUAGGUCACAUGUGCUCAAAAAGUAGGUCACUAUGUCAAGUAAUAGAAAUAACGAUGUCAUACUCAGUUCAACACUGGGUCAUGUGGGGAUAGGUGAGCGAUUCAGGACCAUCAUGGUCCUCUUGUUUAUAUCUGUGGUUAUAGUGACACUAGCCCAGAAAGGAAUGUACAUGUACAUUGUAUCAAAAAAUACAAAUAAAAUUAAAUUCAAAAUUUUCAUUUUCAUUUUCUGAGAUGCUCCAAGUUCAAAACACUGUAGUCUGAAACACUUUAGUUCCACACAUUCAUAAUACACUUGUAAAACCAUGGAUGGAACCGCUUGCCUCAUAGGUGCAAGCCCCACUUGGGUCAUUCAUUAUGUGUUGGCAUAUUUCAGCUAGCUUGAAGGAUGGUGGCUCUACUCGCAUACCCAUCCAAUCCAGUUGUAUAUUUACACUGAGGCACAGUAAGGUUUAUUCUUUUCAGAAAUGGUUGAAGGUUGUUCUGCAAUUUUGAAACAUAUUUUCUACAAAGUAGAAUUUUAUGAAACCAUGAUUUCCAAGCUUUAUGGGAAUUCAGCUUCUAAAAAUUUAAAUAAAAAAAACUCAGUUGUGUUAA
Mercenaria mercenaria is the source of this 6515-nucleotide messenger RNA. RefSeq names its product selenocysteine-specific elongation factor-like. Lineage: Eukaryota; Metazoa; Mollusca; Bivalvia; Venerida; Veneridae. The transcript is spliced from 8 exons. Bases 33 to 1778 code for a protein of 581 amino acids. Gene Ontology annotation, biological process: selenocysteine incorporation. The record is from RefSeq and is a predicted model, not a curated record. Gene Ontology annotation, molecular function: GTPase activity; translation elongation factor activity; GTP binding.